CGCCCGCCGCUACUCUGACAUCAAGAACCCCACGUCCAGAAUAGACCUCAGGCAAGAGCUCCAGAACUUGAUGAGCAACAGGGAAGUCGACAAAUGGCUCGGCGACAAGUUCGAGGAGAAAGAAGAGAUAGACUACCAAGGUAUGUUCGCUCACGAUGUGCCCCUACAGAGGUCACUGUCGCUCGACGGAGGUAUGGAUAUCUUCAAACAUCUCCAGGCUAUAGGGUCCAAAUGGUCGAUAAGUAGUGAUGGAUCGGUCUGGACCGUACACUCCGAAGAGCGACUCUUCUUCGAGCAGUACAAGAGUCUGGAGGAUAUCCCAGCUUCUCAGAUUAGAAUGAAAAGCAGACGCGCAUCCUCGGAGGUCGAUAGCGUGACGGCCGGCAGGUGCCAAGCGCUAAUGGUGUUAAGAGAUAGCUAUAAAGGCGUGGACGCAGGCGGGUCGCAAAUAAAGAAAUUGCAAAGAUGCUACACGGUUUCUGGUUCGUUCGAAACUUUCAAGGAGGCUAUGAAGAAAUCCGGAGAGAGUUUAUCGGGCAGCGUGUCGCCGCUCGGUAGGAUCGCGAGCGGUUCCAAAGUCCAUGGCGGGGUCAGCCCCCAACGGCCUCUACGGAGGAGUUUUUCACUAAGGGACGCGGCGGAACAUUUUGAGGUACAAUAUGCACUAAACGAUGACGACGGUGACUACCUCGAGAUUAGGGUGCCGUCCUACAGAAACAUAUCGAUAGAGACGAAGGGACUAAACAGGGAUGUAGAACACGCGAGUACGCGGCAGAGAAAGGUCGGCGUGUUCGACUCCUCGUUCCAAGGGAUCAAGAGAGAACCCAGUUUGAGAAAAGAGGUUAUGAUAAAGAAUGUAGAAUGCACAAGCUGCGAGAAUGUAUCGAUACAACGAGGCCUGAUUUCGCGCAGCGGUUCGUCCUCCAAAAUCGAUAUGGCAGAGAGAACUCGGAUAGUUUUGAGAAGAAACGUUUCCUCGCGAAGCAUCAAGCAAACGUUUUCGUCCGGCGGGCCAGGCGUGAGGGAUAUAAUGGUGCCUAAAAUCGUCAUAUCGGACGUCGAUACUCCUAUACACGGCGGUGUUGCCAAAAUAAUGAACGUGAUACCCACGAACACUUCCAAUUCGGUAGAAAUAAGUAGAAUUUGUGAUUGUCAGAUUUGUAUGGACGAUGCUGUGGUUAAAAAAUGUUUCGUGCGUAGAAUGUUCGGCAAAUUGUUGGUUAAGAUCAUUACUUGUAGGGAUUAUGGUAGGAAAUUGACGUAUUGGGACGAGAAUAAUAAUUUUAACGAGAACGAAAUGUACAAGUGUAUUAUGAAUAUAUUGAAGUUAAUGCUUGGUCUGUGGUUGCGACAUUUAGAUCACAAUUAGUUAUGCACGUUUUGAUAGAUUAGUAUAACGCAGAAUGAAGGUACAUACAGUCUAGCGAUGGUAUUUGUACGGUUACUGGGCGAGAAAGCCACGGUAACCACUUCAGUAACUUUAUAACAUCAGUGUUACUCAAGUGAGCAAGAAUCUUGACCGGACAAGAAAGGCUUGGUAACCACCCGAGCAACUGCACCGUCAACGUUACUCAAGUGAGCAAAACCAUACGCAAUGACGUCACUGUAUGCAUCUUUAUACUGUCAAUAGGUUAUGUUGGAAUAGGUCUCGAUGCGAUAGUUUGGAGAUAUUUAGACCAGUUCGCGGCGAGCGUUGCGCCGUAUCCGGAACAUUAGUGAAUUAUUUGAGUGCUAUUUUUUAAAUUAUAGUUGACUGUCACUUUUUGUACCUUGCGCCCUAAGUAGACAUUUUAGUUCCAUAUGAAAAAAAAAGUAAAUACACUGUUAUAUAUUUGAAACGAAGCUGGGUGAAAGCAAGUCGGUGGAUAAAGUGAGAAAGAGAAAUGAAAGUGUGAAAGUAUUAGAGAAAAUUUUGAGUAUGAAAUUUUUUCCUUUGGAACUAAAAUGUCGCUGUAGGGUUGUUUCCUCGUGUAUAUGUUUGUGUGUUUGUUCAUAACGAUUUCACCUCACUCUUUAUGUCAAUUUCCUAUACUCUUACUACUUAAUACGAUAAUUAUUAAAAUUUACACCUUCACAAAAAGUGCUCGAAAAAAGUCGAAACUACAAUCAUCGUGAAUAAACGAUUUUAAAAACAUUUUAUAUAAAUGACAUCGGAUUUAUGUUUGAUACGUUUAUAUUGUCAAUACUCAGAGAGUAAUCAAAUAAAUUAAUUAAAAUUUUAUCGAUAUCCUUCAAAGCGAGUGCCAUUUAAAAACAUUCAAUAGAAAAAAUGUUUACCAAAAUGAAAUUACGCAAUAUAAAAUGGCCAAUUUUCGUUUUUAACAAGGCCUAAUUCCAAUGAUUUUUAUCAAAAUGACUUAUCGAUGUUUUAAAAGCUUUAUUCUAAAAGUAUUUACGUUACCAAAUACUACUUAACACUUUAAUUAUUGCACUUGGACAAUAAUAUCAGAAACACCUUGACAAAUCGAUUUAGAAUAUACGAAA
Manduca sexta (tobacco hornworm) is the source of this 2484-nucleotide messenger RNA. RefSeq lists its product as uncharacterized. The coding region runs from base 71 to 1369 and encodes 432 amino acids. NCBI's taxonomy places the organism in Eukaryota, Metazoa, Arthropoda, Insecta, Lepidoptera, Sphingidae. The transcript has a single exon. The record is from RefSeq and is a predicted model, not a curated record.